Molecule: messenger RNA, 1113 nt
Organism: Nerophis lumbriciformis (worm pipefish)
Lineage: Eukaryota; Metazoa; Chordata; Actinopteri; Syngnathiformes; Syngnathidae
Source: RefSeq, a predicted model, not a curated record
AUGAUCCGGAUCUUGCUUUUAUACUUUGUGGUGAUUGUCCAAAUACGCAGCGUGAUGCCCGCGCUUCACUCGCUGAAGUUUCAUGUUAUAGCAUCUACGCAAAUUAAUAAUCUACCAGACUUUGUUUAUGACAUUUAUGUCGACGAGGUUUUAAUUGUCCACUACGACAGCAGCAACAGGUCAGUGGAAUACCGGUAUGAUUUUAUUAAAAAAGCUACAGCAGACAAUCCAAACUUCUGGCAGCGUCAGAGACGGACUAUUUUGACUCAAGAGAGCUUUGCCAAAGAGGCCAUGGAGCAAUUCAGAAUCGGCUACAACAAAACCAAGGGCGUUCAUUUUGGUCAGGCGACAUUUGGCUGUGAAUGGAAUGUUGAGAAUGAGGAGACCUACGGUUGGGAACGGUACAGUUACGAUGGAGAAGAUUACGCCUCAUUGGACAUGGAGACAGAGAAGUGGACCAUACCGCACCCACGGGCUUUCUUCACUAAUCUCAAAUGGUUACAUGAUGAGGGGCUAAAAAAAUACAGGAAGCGAUUCUACGCUGAAGAUUGUCCCAAGUUGUUGAAGAAUAUCCUGAAAUACGGAGGGGAAAUUUUUACAACAACCGAACUUCCAAAGGUUUCACUCCUCCAGAAGACGCCGUCUUCUCCGGUCACGUGCCACGCGACAGGUUUCUAUCCCAACACGGCAGAUCUCUUCUGGAGGAAAGACGGCGAACAGCUUCACAUGGACGUGGACUAUGGCCAAAUUCUUCCGAACCACGACGGAACCUUCCAGAUGACCGCGAAUCUUAAAGCGAAAUUGACGGCCGAGGUGGAAGGCCUCUAUGAAUGUGUCUUUCAGCUCUCUGGUGUCAAGGAUGACAUUGUCGUCAAGCUGGAUGAAAGAAACAUCCUGAGCAAUCUACCUAUUGAAAUUCGUGAAGGAGAAAAGCAGAAGAACAACAUCAUUGGUAUAGCUGUCCCGUUGGCGGUCCUCGUGCUUGUGGGCAUCAUCGUGGCCAUAGUCAUUUUUUUCAAGUGUCGUAACCGCACUCCAGGCGAUUACGCGCCACCUCCUGAUGAAAUGUCAAACUCGGAAACAGCGAAAGACAACGGCCGGAAUGGGAUCUGA